Molecule: messenger RNA, 3483 nt
Organism: Chelonoidis abingdonii (Abingdon island giant tortoise)
Lineage: Eukaryota; Metazoa; Chordata; Testudines; Testudinidae
Product: ras GTPase-activating-like protein IQGAP1
Biological process (GO): positive regulation of protein kinase activity; fibroblast migration; epidermal growth factor receptor signaling pathway
Cellular component (GO): nucleus; cell cortex
Molecular function (GO): actin filament binding; calmodulin binding; GTPase activator activity
Source: RefSeq, a predicted model, not a curated record
UCUCCUUGGUUUCUUUUCAGUACAAAGCGCUUGAUUGUAGAUGUAAUUCGCUUCCAGCCAGGGGAGACACUGACUGAGAUCCUGGAAACUCCAGCCACCCAUGAGCAGGAAGCAGAGCAUCAGAGAGCUAUGCAGAGACGGGCUAUUCGUGAUGCCAAAACCCCUGACAAGAUGAAAAAAUCUAAAUCUGUAAAGGAGGACAGCAACUUGAAUCUUCAAGAAAAGAAGGAGAAAAUCAAGACAGGCUUGAAGAAGUUGUCAGAACUGGGAACUGUGAACCCAAAGAAUAGAUACCAGGAGCUAAUCAAUGAUAUUGCCAAGGACAUCCGGAACCAGCGCAGAUACCGUCAGAGGAGAAAAGCAGAGCUAGUGAAGCUGCAGCAGACUUACAGUGCGCUGAACUCCAAAGCCACUUUUUAUGAGGAACAAGUGGAUUAUUAUAAAAGCUAUAUCAAAACCUGCUUGGAUAACUUGGCCAGCAAGGGCAAAGUCUCUAAGAAGCCACGAGAGAUGAAAGGCAAAAAGAGUAAAAAGAUUUCUCUGAAAUAUACGGCAGCUCGACUCCAUGAGAAGGGAGUCUUGUUGGAGAUUGAAGACCUGCAAGUAAACCAGUUUAAAAAUGUGAUAUUUGAAAUCAACCCAACAGAGGAAGUAGGAGACUUUGAGGUCAAAGCUAAAUUCAUGGGUGUGCAGAUGGAAACAUUCAUGUUACAUUAUCAGGAUCUUUUACAGCUGCAGUAUGAAGGUGUUGCUGUCAUGAAGUUGUUUGACAGAGCGAAAGUCAACGUCAACCUCCUGAUCUUCCUUCUGAACAAGAAGUUCUAUGGGAAAUAACUGGCAUCUCCCAGAGGAGCUAUGAAAAGGGGGAUGAAUGGAAAAACUGUAUCUCUGUUUCUUAAUAUCCUCUUUCACCUGUCAGAACCAAGGACACCUAUAUAUUGAUGUACCUCCCUGUGCCCAAACUACAAGUAUAUCACUUCGUAAAGAAGUCCUUUAUGGGGACUCUAUCUGUCUUACAGCUAUGAUCUUUUUUCUGACUUUUCAGAUUCCUUGAGAAGCAUUUAGUUUAGAAUGUUUUCCAUGUACUAUUACAGUGGCAUUGGGGAUUAAACAGUUGUUAGAAUAUAUUUUGAGCUUCUGGCUGUGUUCUUUGCCUAAAUGUUUGGAUGGUGGGACUUGAAUUCUUGUUACUUGUUGUAGAAGAAGAAAGCUAACACAGCAGAGCAACCAGGUCUGCCUCUGUAUCUAGAAGCAGAACAGGAUUUCAGCUCAUAUUUAGACUCCCUCCCUGAAAUUCUAAGAAAACACAACAGGACAUCAAUUUAGAGAAAUAUUUGCUCUGUGCUGUAGCAUGGAGAAACUGGAAAAAAUUUAACUAGCUGAUUCUGUCCAUAGCAGUGUCCAUUACCAAAGGCUCGCUACCAGGAUGACUGAACUCUCUUUAUAGAUUUGAUUUGUAAAGACCUAUACUUGAGUUAUAUUUUAGCAUGUUAUUCAAUGUGCGUAUGUAGCUCUAUCUUCAAGCAAUGGGGAGAAGAAAAGAUUUUCUCACAGAACUGAGUCAAAUUAAAAGUGGUUAAUGGCCAGGUUGGUCAGGUUGUUUCAGAGCCAGCUUGUGGUGGUGGUGGUGGUGGUGGUGGUGACUAUUAGCUGCAUGAGACUAGUGCAGCAGAGUCCUUGAUGGCUUUCAGUGACCUAAGUGUUGCUGAAUUAUUACUACAUAUACAUUAUUGUAGCCAUGGAGAACAUCUUUAGUGAUCCAAUUUUUUUUCAAUAUUUGUUUCUUAUUAAGAUGCCUUACUAAUAUACACAUUGUCCCAGUAGUAGAGGAAAUGAGGAAUGUGUGUGCUAAUGCCUAAAGAUGAAAAGUGGCCUUUUAUUGGGGGUGGAGGAGAGAGAUUUUUUGAAUCAGCUGAGAAAAGUUUAUUUUACAGUUUUGCUUCAGAAUCUUUUAGAAGGUUACAGGAAAAGUUUCUAAGUUAGCUUAGUGCUCCACAUAUCUCUACCGGAUACCAUUAAACACUAUGAUCUACCUGCAUAGACUUGCCAAAGAGAAUUUACUCUGCCUUAAAUAGUCUCAGCUGUUAAAUUAUUUACAUUUUACCAAAUGUACGUGAGCAAAUGACUCCCUGUUUCCUUUACUGCUUAGAUAUUCACUCAUUAUUACGGUGGUGCCUGUUACAUUGCUAUACCUAAGAGAAAUUCAAAAGGAUCAUUAUGAACUCUGAUCUCCAUUAACUUACUUCUAGCCUGAAACAAACUUUUGUUGCCCAAAUUAUCUGCUCCAGACAAAAAUGUUUUUUGGGUUUUUUUUAAUAAUUUUAAAAUCUGUUUGACUGUUUUAUGUUCCCAGAGUAUAGGUUAAAAUAAUCUCUCUAUUCUUAGACACACACACGUAUGCCAUACGUUUAUUUCAAAUAAUUUUGUUUUAUAAUUUAAUCACAGAAUCUGCCAUUUUAGUGUGUUUUAAAUGAAACCAGUUACUAACUCUCUGCCUGCCUUGGGAGUCAGUUGUUUCCCAUAGUCUUUUUAAGAGACUAAUCCUAUAUGGCUCUACCUUGUGACAAUCCCUGCCACGCAAACAGUAACAAACCUGAUUUUAUCUUGGUCCAUGCAGUAUUAGCAUAAUAAAAGAAUAGAUGCCACAACUUUCCUUUUAGAUGUAAAAUUGAUCACAUCCAGGAAGUUCCAAAUAGGGGAAAUUCUGCCCUCAGAGAGGAGAACCUCAAAAUAGGAAUUCCACUCCCUAUCCCGAAAUAGCAUCAGGAAAGGGGCAUGAUAAAAGUCUUGACUUACGUCUACCUGUUUCUUUUCAAUGUGAGUCCCCACUGCUGUUUAACUAAAGGGUUUUAAAUAUAACUGUCCUUUUUUAGUUCAGGAUAGUGACAAUAGGACAUUCUCAAAUUAUUCAUCAGGGAAAUAAAACAGCACCCUGACAGCUGUUCAACAAAAGGGAUUAUAUUUUCUCCAUUUAAAAAGGGCUACUUUCCCAGAUGUCUGCAUGGCUGCCUCCUCGCCAUAACCUAAGAAAUUGCUAAUGAGACAUGUUAGGCUAUUCUAAUAAAACAUCAUAAUACCUAUGAGGCGAAGAUAUUUUGGAUUAUUUAUAAGAACAGCCAAUACCUAUUUGAAAACAGUUUUGGUGCAAAUUGAUAAAAGACAACUAGGUAGUAAAAGAGUGAAACAGUUUUCUGGGAACAGGUGUGCCAAUUCUAGUUAAAUAACAGUGUGUAACUUUGGUUGGAGUUUUUAAAAGAACGGAGACACUCUGACAGAAAGAUCCAGUUUCAGCACUGAAAUUUUGUAAUUUGUUACUUUAUUUAUUGGUGUCCUAGCUUUCCCUUUUCUCUUCCCUCUCCCCUCCCCACAAUCAUGGUAUUUAUCUUGGGCUUAAAUUUCUUUCAGAUAACUAGAGGGCUUAGCCUAUUGUUUACACAUAAAAUGUCUUUGUAUUUCUCAUCUAAAUAAAAGAUAAUUUGUUCA